Juglans microcarpa x Juglans regia is the source of this 474-nucleotide messenger RNA. RefSeq lists its product as uncharacterized. The record is from RefSeq and is a predicted model, not a curated record. NCBI's taxonomy places the organism in Eukaryota, Viridiplantae, Streptophyta, Magnoliopsida, Fagales, Juglandaceae. Gene Ontology annotation, molecular function: RNA-DNA hybrid ribonuclease activity; nucleic acid binding. The transcript has a single exon. The coding region runs from base 1 to 474 and encodes 157 amino acids.
AUGGUAGUGAAAGCAAACUGGGAUGUUGCUGUGGAUGUCAGAAACAAAAAUGUGGGAAUUAGAGUGGCUAUCAGGGACUCAAAUGGAGAGGUAGUAGCCUGCCUCUGUUCUUGUUUUGUUAACAUUAGUAACCCAAGUGUGGCCGAAGCUAUGGGGUUAAGGAGAGCUGCUUUUUUGUGUACUGAACUAGAGUUAUCAGACAUGAUAUUGGAAGGGGAUUCUAAGUUAGUUGUGAAUGCUACAAUUAGUGGGGAGGAGAUAGGAGCUGAAUAUGGGAGUAUCAUAGAGGAUGUUAGAAGAGUGAUUAAUGGGAGGUUGAACUGGGGUAUACGGUUUAUAUAUAGAGAAGCAAAUUGUAUAGCACACAAACUAACAAAGUUAGCAAUUAAUUCUUCUGAUGAAAGGGUGUGGUUAGAAGAUAGUCUAAUAGAAAUUAAGAAUGAUAUACUUAUGGAGAAGUAUUGUAAUGACUGA